Racocetra fulgida is the source of this 660-nucleotide messenger RNA. Lineage: Eukaryota; Fungi; Glomeromycota; Glomeromycetes; Diversisporales; Gigasporaceae. The record is from the annotation of a GenBank genome assembly.
CACCCAUUAAACUUAUUGAAGAAAUCGUCAAAGAAAUUAAAGAAUCUGGUAAAGAAAAGAUUGACCCUUAUGAUACUACUUAUUUCAAGAAAGGAUUAGAAAGUUAUUGCGAUCAACCAUUCAAUUGUGAUCCUCGAACCGCUAAAAAAUAUUGGACAAAAAUUGAACAAGUUUGUGCUAAAGAAUUGAGUUAUAAAGUAGAUUGGAGCGGUGACCCUAGGAAGGUGGAUAGAACUACGCUUCUAGCCUUUGGCACUUUAUUGAGUUAUUAUUUCGGAAUUCCUGAACACCAUGCUUAUUGUUAUAAGUCUCCUCACUCUGAUGAAUUUUGCGUGGCUGAAAUUUACGAGAACUUCGCGGAGUAUGUCAAGAAAGCCACUAAUGAAGAUCCGAAUCCUAUUUUUUCCUUAGAUUUCAAAUACGUUUUCAAGAGUGAUGGUACUAAAAUACCCAUUCCUAAGAAACUUUUAUGCGAUGAAGAAUGUUACAAAACAGUGGUUAAAAUGUACAAAUCUUGGAUCAAACAUUACAAAUUAAGUCCCAAAGUAUUCGAAAAUAUUUUCGGUUCUGAAGAUGAAUUUAUUGACUAUCUUAGUUGUAAAGCUGAUGAUAAACGAGAUAUUGUCAGAAGAACAACAGGUUCUUACUUAUCACCUCUUC